GUUUUCCUUCAGUCAGUGCACCUUUGUAAAUAAAUCAAUAAAUUUUUUUAGUACAAAACAAAACAUUUUUUAAAGGUACAUUGAACAAUGUGUGAAAGUAAUCAUGAUGAUAUGUUAUUUGAAAUGCUCAGAGAUUGUAAAACGCUGCCGAAGUUCCUGGAUGACAUAUUUGGCUUUUUGCAAAGAAGGACUGACUUUUAUCAUGUGUCCAAAGAAGAAAAUGCUACUGUGGGUUUGCCUGAAGGUCUUGCUGAAAAGUUAAUCAGACAUACAUUUAUGAAAUGGAAACCAGUCUCACCAGAUAUCAUAUAUACUCCAAAUGAAAUACCUGUAUCUACUGAAGAAACAGUAGUGUCUUGUACUGAAGAUUUAGACCAGGUUUCUUCUACAACAAAAGACGAACCAGAAGAUGGAGUGGAAGAAUUUAGUUUUUCAAAGUCUGAAUAUUAUAAUGGUGCUGUCUUUGAGCAUUACUGCUGGUCACAAUCUAUAACAGAAAUUGAUGUCAUUGUGAGAAUCCCCAAAGAUGUCAGUACAAAAGAUUUAGAGGUUAAGCUUCAGUCUAGUUCUAUAUCAGUAAAGUUAAGAGAUGGUGAGUAUAUACUGAGUGGAGAUCUGUGUGAAAAAUGUAAAGCUACUGAAACUGUUUGGUCUUUGGAUGGACGAAAGUUACUACUACAUUUAGAUAAAUGCCAAGAAAAGUGGUGGAAUUGCUUAAUAAAAAGUGAACCAGUCCUAGACAUAUCAAAAAUUGAUUGUACUAGAGCAUAUGACGAACUACCAGAACAUGCUCAGGUCAAAAUAGAAGAGUUACAGUGGAAUCAUGAAAGAAAAAGGCUAGGUUUACCAACUUCAGAAGAAUUAGAGGUUCAUGAAACUUUAAAGAAAGCUUGGAAUGCAGAAGGGUCACCAUUUAGCGGUCCAUUUGAUCCUACAGCUGUAAAAUAUAAUUAACUGAAUUUAUUUUCAAGGCUUGUGUUUUUAUUUUUUACCUAAACCAUAUGAACUUUCAUCCAAAUAUUAAUACUAGUCUCUAGAUAAUGUAAAAACCAGUGGUGGCUGGUGAUAAUUUGUUCAGAGGGCGCUGAUUUGAGAAUAAAAAAAGUAUUUACCAA
Messenger RNA from Diabrotica balteata, 1115 nucleotides. Lineage: Eukaryota; Metazoa; Arthropoda; Insecta; Coleoptera; Chrysomelidae. The record is from the annotation of a GenBank genome assembly.